AUGAAAAAACGGCUGGAUGAAGCGGUGAACAAUAUUUCUAUUAUGGAUGUGUUUGUAAAGAAAUGGAUGCUUGACAUUCCAUUCAUCAACAGAUGGUGGAAACCUUUGCUAGAGCCAACUUAUGCAUUUAAGGAGUUUCUCAAGAAGCAGGUUGAAGAGAGGAAGAAAGCUAUCGAAAACGGCACUCACCUGCUGGACACCGAACCACGGGACUACGUAGAUGCGUUCAUUCUCAAAAUGAAGGAAGAGGCUAUGAAUGGCGUGAUGGACACAACGUUCGAGUGGGUGAUUUGA
This is a messenger RNA of Ostertagia ostertagi, 294 nucleotides long. The record is from the annotation of a GenBank genome assembly. Lineage: Eukaryota; Metazoa; Nematoda; Chromadorea; Rhabditida; Trichostrongylidae.